CAUGGCGCUAGGGAACAACUGUGCUGCCCGUGCAGGCGAAACAACAACAUAAGCAAUACUCAGAGGGAACGAAAUGGGUGAAAUAUGCUCCCCCAGUCCUUUUAAGUACCAUUCGACCGUUUUUUUCCGGACUAUACUGCCUGCUACACGUGACUUGAGGAAAACGACCCGUUUCUGUAGCAUCAGUUCAGUGCGUGAGAAACAGGUUGAGUGAGUGAGAGCACACCUGCCUCACGACGGGACCCUGAAGAUGAGUCUUGACAAUAUGCGUUGUUCUCUGGCCACCGAGUAAGAAAGGAGUUUUCAUUUUCGAGUCGUCAACCAACUGUUAACAAAUAUCAACAAAGUUAUUAAGUAUUCACUCUAAUUCUACAAGUCCUUAGAAAUGAACGAGGAGAGUGGACUAGAGAUGGACCACAAGGUCAGAGAAAAAUUGCCUCCCAUAUUAACUGCACCUUCUACGGGUGUGAAGAAGCUGUACCCCUGUCUCAGUGGCUUUACCUUCAGCCUCCAGCACCGCAGGCCAACAACCGUCUGCUCACGCUUUGGUGCAGAGCUGCCCCCAUUGUGUGCGGACAUGCGGCAGAAGCAGCGCUUCAUCAUCGACACUCUGCCCCAGGAAGUGAAAGCUCCUUUCCCUAGCGACCCCGUCAUUCCGCUCCGCAACAAAACUGCCCGACAGUUCCAGGAGGACAUGGAGAGUGCGUUGGCAUCGGGCGACUGGAGAGAUGUCCGUGAGUUUUAUCUCACCACGUUCCAGUCCUUCUUGGAGCUCAAUGCUGCUUUCAAGAGAGAGGCCAACGCUCCGUUCAACACCAUCGAGGACUCGGGGGUCAACUCCAAAUUUAUCAACGCCGUUUUUGAUGCCUUACCUCAGGCUCCCCAGGAGGUCCAGAAGUCUGUUCUGAAGGGGAUCAUAAACAGCCUGUUGAGGGAGUGGAAGGGGCCGCGGACAAAAGAUGACCUCAGAGCCUACUUCAUUCUGGUGCAGAACCCUCAGUACUCCCACACCAGUACAUAUGUGAUCUACGCUCAUCUGCUGAGACAGAUAGCAUCACUCUCUGAGGCUGACCAUCACUUCCUCAUGCACUGGUUUAAGAAACUGUCUCCACGCAGGUUCAAGCAGCUGGUUGAGCGUCUGCUACAGUUCAUCUCUUCCCGCCUGUUUUCUGCCACGCCCGACGACCUUCCUCCAAUCAGCAAGUGCUCCUGGUGGAUCCCCUCGGCAACCAGAGUUUUGGCUCUCCUUAAUGCAGCCAACAGCCUAUCGUCCACUCCCAUGCUCUUGUACACGGACUUCUACAACAUGGCCCUGGACCAUAUCGACUACAUGGGGGAGUACCGGACCUGGCAGUGUCAUGGCAACUCCAGCAAAUUUUCCUUCUGCCAGUUUCCCUUCAUCCUGUCAGCAGCAGUGAAGAAAGCCAUCAUCCAGAGAGACUCGGAGCAGCAGAUGAUCAGCAUAGCCAGGCAAAGUCUGGUGGAUAAAGUGUCCCGCAGGCAGAGAGUGGACAUGGACCUGCUGUUCCUCAACAUCAGAGUGCGCCGCACACAGCUGCUCUCAGACUCGCUGGAGGAGUUGAGCAGGAAGAGGGCCGAGCUGAAAAAGAAGCUGAGGGUGACGUUUGUGGGCGAGGCUGGUCUGGACAUGGGGGGCCUCACUAAAGAGUGGUUCCUACUGCUCGUCAGGCAGAUAUUCCACACGGACUACGGCAUGUUCACGUAUCUGAAGGAGUCCUGUUGUCACUGGUUCAGCAGUUGGAAGUGUGACAGCCUCUCUGAGUUCCAGCUCGUUGGGACGCUCAUGGGACUAGCUGUGUAUAACAGCAUCGCCUUGGACAUUCACUUCCCACCCUGUUGCUACAAGAAGCUCCUGACUCCGCCUAUAGUGCCAUGUGACCAGAACACUCCAGUUGGCAUGGCGACGCUGGGCCUUGAUGACCUGCAGCAGGUGAUGCCAGAUCUUGCUCAUGGACUCAGUGAGUUGCUCGACUAUGAGGGAAAUGUUGAAGAGGAUUUUUAUUUGACUUUCCAGGUUUUUCAAGAGGAGAUGGGAGUGGUGAAGUCGUACAACUUGAAGCCAGGCGGAGACAAGAUCCCUGUGACUAAAUUCAACCGAAAAGAGUAUGUGCAGCUCUAUGUGGAUUUCCUCCUCAAUAAGAGCGUUUAUAAGCAGUUUGCUGCCUUCUAUUACGGCUUCCACAGUGUGUGUGCGUCAGACGCGCUGAUGCUGCUGCGCCCUGAGGAGGUGGAAGUUCUGGUGUGUGGCAGUCUGGAUCUGGACAUGGUGACCCUGCAGAAAGAAGUCCAGUAUGAGGGAUACAACAGAACCGACACCACCAUACGUUUUUUCUGGGAGGUGGUGUUGGCAUUCCCUGUGGAACUACAGAGGAAGUUGCUUCACUUUGCCACAGGAAGUGACCGGGUGCCUGUGGGUGGCAUGGCACACCUGAGCUUCAAAAUCUCCAGGAUCGAUGUCUCCACUGACUGGUUGCCCAUCUCUCACACCUGUUUCAACCAGAUCUGCCUCCCCCCGUAUAGGAGCAGGAAGGAGAUCAAACACAAGCUCACCAUUGCCAUCUCUAAUGCAGAGGGAUUUGGAUUGGAGUAAUGUGUGUGUGUGUGUGUGUCUGUGUAUGGGGAGGCGUGCGUGUGUGUGUGCGUGCAUAACAUUUGUCCAUGAGCAUGCAUUUCUAGUUCAUAGUGCGUGUGUGGUUCAGUGUUUAGUGUGUUUGUGUGUGCAUGUGUGUGGGAGUGUGUAUGGGGAGGUGUGUGUGUGUGUGUGUGUGUAUGCCUGUGUGUGUGUGUGUGUGCGUACUCAGUGUGUAUAUAUUACAGUGUUUGCAAACACGUGUGUUUAUAUGUGUCAGUCCAGUCAUAUAGGAAAUUAUCAAUGCUACUAUAGGUGUAUCCAACUUGCCUUGGCUACUGUAUGGUGAGCUAUCACAGGCGAAGAAUAUACUCUUUCAGGAGAACUUACCCAACAGGUUUGGUUAAGUUUGUGUGCCAUGCUGGUUAUUGGUUAAGCUGAUUGGAGUUUUACAAAUGUGAUGAUACAAAUGUGGUCUUUCACCAGAGCCAUGAUAUUAUGUUUAGAGGUUCUAUCCAGAGGCUCUAUUCUAUUCAUAGACACACACACACACACACACACACACACACAGACAGAAACAUGCAUACACAUGCACACAUAAGCAAAAUGAGUGGAUAAAAACAUUAAAGAAAAUAUAGGACAGCCAACAGUGUGGUUUUGGAAUUGAGCAACUUGGCUCAAAUAUUUACAGACAUGUUACAGUGUGUGUGUGUGUGUGUGUGUGUGUGUGUGUGUUGUGCGUGUGUGUGUGUGUGUGUGUGUGUAUGUAUGUGAGGGGGUAGAGAUAGUGAGACAGAAACAGUAUACAACAGUAGGUCCCAGGCAAGGUCUCCUGCUUUAGCAAAUACAAGAAUGUGAGGACAGUCAGUGACCAAUCAGUGUAUUAUCAUCAUCUGAGCUUCAUGCCAGCUGAGCUCAGCUCAGCAAGAGCUCAACCCACUUCAAUCAAGUCCAUGUAAUCAGCUAAUCUAGGACUGCAGAUGACUGAUCAGAUUGGUCAGAUGGCUUUCUGAGAGCUUGCGCUGCCCUCAUGCUGACUCACCUUAAGGCCACACAAAAAACAAAAACGUCUACACAAAAAAAAAAAAACAACGGCUGAAUUUUUGCUCACCGCUUUCACACCUGUAACGAUACCGGUAAAGACAGAGGUGAAAGCGGCUAAAACUGCUGUAGUGCACCUGCCAGACCAGUGGAUGGCGCCGUGACGGCCGCACAGAGGCCGAAGACAAAACAUUAUUGUUGAAGCAGUUUAAUAACAGCAUGAAAUAAGGAGACUACAGACAAUUCGGUUUUCAAUUCAACUGUUAAACUAAUAAAGUU
Messenger RNA from Alosa sapidissima (American shad), 3910 nucleotides. RefSeq names its product probable E3 ubiquitin-protein ligase HECTD2. The coding region runs from base 386 to 2611 and encodes 741 amino acids. The transcript is spliced from 21 exons. Gene Ontology annotation, molecular function: ubiquitin protein ligase activity. Lineage: Eukaryota; Metazoa; Chordata; Actinopteri; Clupeiformes; Clupeidae. Gene Ontology annotation, biological process: protein polyubiquitination. The record is from RefSeq and is a predicted model, not a curated record.